This is a messenger RNA of Daldinia decipiens, 1465 nucleotides long. RefSeq names its product mitochondrial triosephosphate isomerase. NCBI's taxonomy places the organism in Eukaryota, Fungi, Ascomycota, Sordariomycetes, Xylariales, Hypoxylaceae. The transcript has 2 exons. Bases 244 to 1068 code for a protein of 274 amino acids. Gene Ontology annotation, cellular component: cytosol. Gene Ontology annotation, molecular function: triose-phosphate isomerase activity. The record is from RefSeq and is a predicted model, not a curated record. Gene Ontology annotation, biological process: gluconeogenesis; glyceraldehyde-3-phosphate biosynthetic process; glycerol catabolic process.
AGACUGCAUCUACCCGAGCCGAAACGCAGUUAAACAAAGUUAAGAGGACCGCUGUAUAACAUAUGAUCUCAUAAGACAGGCAAGUCAGAAACUCACAUUGACACCUCAACUGCAUAAUUAUAAUUUCACACGCAACCCGUAAACCUGUUCACCCCAAUGCUUCUCUUCGAAUUUAGCCUCAAAUUGAAAUAGUUACUUGUUACAUUGCAUUAACCUAACCUACAUUAUUACAUCACACCAACUAUGACCUCACCCGCACCCGCACCCCCUCCCCGUCGCCGCCGCAUCGUCGGCGUCUCCACAAAAAUGUACUUCUCCGCCGCCCGGACAAAGCAAUACGUCGACGAGCUACUGCAAAUCCUCUCUUCCCCUUCAAACCCCUCCUCUACAACCCCAAGCCUCCUAAAUAAUAUCGACAUCUUUAUAAUUCCCGACCAUAUAAGCCUCACCUCCGUCAUCAGCCAACUCCAACACUCCCGCUCUCCCAUCCCCAUCCUCCCCGGCGCCCAAGAUGCCUUCUACGAAGACACCGGCGCCUACACUGGGGAAAUAUCCCCCGCCGUCCUCGUCGAAGUAGGCUGCCGCAUCGUAGAACUAGGCCACGCCGAACGCCGCCGUAUCUUCUGUGAAACAGACGCCGACACCGCGCGCAAAGCGGCAGCCGCGGCACGCAAUGGCUUGAUCCCAUUAAUCUGCAUCGGGGAGCGCUCAGAGGCAGACGGGGAAGCGGGUGUUAGAGUCGCCGUCGACGAGUGCAGAACGCAAGUCGAAGCUGUGCUCGCCGCGCUCCCUACUACCGCCGAGGUGGUAUUAGCUUACGAGCCCGUCUGGGCGAUCGGUGCCGCGGAGCCUGCGGGCGCGGAGCACGUGGUUGCUGUUACGCAGGCGAUCCGGGGACUGGAGUGCGUGCGGAGUCGGGAGGGGAGCACGAGGAUCCUAUAUGGGGGGAGCGCUGGGCCGGGGCUUUUCGCGCGGCUGAAGGAUGGAGUGGACGGGCUGUUUUUGGGACGGUUUGCGCACGAUCCGGCGCAAUUUUAUAAGACGAUUGUGGAAGUGGCUACAGCGUGAUGUAUAGGUACUUAUCUGGAUAGGAGGGAGAAGUGAUGACGGUAAUAUCUCUGGAGCAUUUGUUGAUGCCGUCGAUAUACGUUGCCAAUAACUGUAAACAUAUUCUAACAGGGUCCAAUCGAGACCAAUGACUUGAUAUGAAUGGGGCGCGAUUUAAAGCGCCCUCCUGAAUGAAAAAUUUCAAUUAUAGAUGGUUGUCAUCGCGCCUCUAUAUAACACGACGUAACGCGGCCUAGAAUCCUAACAAAUGCUCCGUCGCCCACGUAUACAUCGCUCGACGAACUGAAGCAGAGAUCAGACAGUAAACGACCUAUGGUAUCUUACAUCAAGUCAUACGACCAGCCAGGGGAUAUAAUCCAGCGCCUUUGAAAUACACGUUAAAGAAAGUUGGGCGCAA